AUGAAAUUGAUCACAAAAGCUGCACUAAAAAACGUAACCCAGAAUAAAAUAGGAAAAUUUUUCAUAGAACUUGAGGGAACAAUUAGAAACGGUUUGGAUGAUACUUUUAGUGAAAAUGAUUGGAGAAAUAAUGAGGUAAGUGAUUGGAAAAGUGAUACUGAUUUGGAAGCAAAAUAA
This is a messenger RNA of Funneliformis mosseae, 177 nucleotides long. The record is from the annotation of a GenBank genome assembly. NCBI's taxonomy places the organism in Eukaryota, Fungi, Glomeromycota, Glomeromycetes, Glomerales, Glomeraceae.